AUGGUAAUCUGUAUGAUAGACAAGAUCAGGAGUACUGUAACUGUUGCUGUUACCAAGAUUCUCAAGAGUGGGGAUGUGACUGAUUUCUGGCAUGACGACUGGUUAGGGACCGGAUGCUUACGUGGUGCUUUCUAUCGCCUGUAUAACCUCUCCAGACAAAAGUGGAAUUGUGUCAAUACUCUUGGUAGUUGGGAGCAUGGGAGGUGGCACUGGAAAUUCUUGUGGAGGCGACCACUAGUUGGGAGGGAGUUGGAAUGGGAAAAAGGAUUGCUUGAUGCGCUUGGAACCGUGCAGUUGACUAAAGGUGUCCCGGAUGCUUGGGUGUGGAUGCCAAGUAAUGUUGGCAUAUACUCUGUUAAUUCUGCCUACCAUUUCCUGCAGGAACCUACUUUGCCCGACACUGAUGAAGCUCUUGUGAGUAUUUGGCACUCUUUUGCUCCCUCUAAUGUGAAGGGUUUUGCAUGGCGAGUACUGUUGGAUCGCUUUGCGAGCAGAGAAAACUUGUUGAAGCGACAGGUAAUUACAUCUCUAGCGGAUGCACAGUGCGCUUUGUGUAAUGACUAUGUCGAAACGGGUUUUCAUCUCUUAUUCUCAUGCACCUUUUCUUUGAGUGUUUGGCAAGGCUGUUUGCAUUGGCUGGGUUGCUCCUUCAUUCAACCGUCCUCUGCCCGUGAUCAUCUUUCUCACUUCAGGUUCGGUAUCAAUAAAUUACAGCAGCGCUUGGCUCUCUCAAUUUGGCUCGCGGUCAUUUGGUCGGUGUGGUUGGCCAGAAAUGAGGUGGUUUUCCGUGGGGGGGCUGCAAAUAUAGAUUCUGUUCUCGAGCUUGUUAAGCGCCGCUCAUGGCAAUGGAAUAAGGCGAAUAUGAAGGGUUUCAGUUAUUCUUCCUCUGACUGGUUUUCAAAUCCUCUUCUAUGCAUUCUUGGCACCUAG
Molecule: messenger RNA, 930 nt
Organism: Lotus japonicus
Lineage: Eukaryota; Viridiplantae; Streptophyta; Magnoliopsida; Fabales; Fabaceae
Exons: 2
Coding region: 1-930 (309 amino acids)
Source: RefSeq, a predicted model, not a curated record